This is a messenger RNA of Schistosoma rodhaini, 2452 nucleotides long. Lineage: Eukaryota; Metazoa; Platyhelminthes; Trematoda; Strigeidida; Schistosomatidae. The record is from the annotation of a GenBank genome assembly.
GUUUUAAUUUACGUUAUUAAGGAUACUAGCUACGGUGUCUUUUCAACUUUAUUUGUUUAUAAGAUGUGGCAGUUUAUAAUUUUCACACUACCUGCCCUCCCCUCACACACGCUGCUUUCCACCCAAUGCUAGUACAUAAGGCACCUACUGAUUGAAUUCAGAGUAAUAAAAUUGGCAACGGUUAUCUUGAAACGAUGUUCGAUUUAAAAAUAAUUUAUUGGUUGAAUCAGUCCAUAUAGUCGGUCGAUCGAAACUACUUGAUAGCUUUUCAGUGUAGUAAUAUAUUCAUAUCUCAUUGGAAGAUUUGCUUUUGAGGGAAUUCCAGCUGAACAUUUGUGGUGUAGUCAUGCAACCAUUGGAAGAAACGGACAACGUAAAAGUCGCCGUGCGAUGCCGGCCAAUGGAUAAAAAAGAAAUUGCAAUGAACAGCAAGUCCGUGAUUUCGGUCAGUGAACUAGAUGGGUGUGUGACAUUAAAACGCACAAGUUCAUGUGAUGACCCUCCAAAACAGUUUACUUUCGAUAUUGUUUUUGGUUGUGGCAGUAAACAAACUGAUAUCUACAACAUGGUGGCCAGACCAAUUGUUGAUAAAGUUUUAGAAGGAUAUAAUGGAACUAUAUUUGCUUAUGGACAAACAGGUACUGGAAAAACAUUUACGAUGGAAGGGAUCAGAUCCGAACCAGAACUGAGAGGCAUUAUCCCGAAUUCAUUUGCCCAUAUAUUCGGGGCAAUCGCGAAAGCAGAUGCGAAUACGAGAUUUUUGGUGCGUGUUUCAUAUUUGGAGAUAUAUAAUGAAGAGGUUCGAGACCUUCUUGGAAAAGAUCAAUUCGCACGUUUGGAUGUUAAGGAGAGACCAGAUAUCGGUGUGUAUGUUAAAAAUCUAUCUUCGUUUGUUGUACACUCCCCAAAUGAAAUGGACAAGUUGAUGUCAUUCGGAAACAAAAAUCGUGUAACCGGUGCAACUAAUAUGAACGAGCAUAGUUCACGUUCACAUGCAAUUUAUACAAUAACAAUUGAAUGUAGCGAACAUUCAGAGAAGAAUAAAACAUUACUUCGUCAAGGGAAAUUACACUUAGUUGAUUUGGCUGGAUCUGAAAGACAAGCAAAAACUGGUGCAACUGGAAAACGUUUACAAGAAGCGAAUAAGAUAAAUUUAUCGUUAACUACAUUGGGUAAUGUAAUUUCUGCAUUAGUCGAUGGUAAAUCAACACAUAUACCGUAUCGUAAUUCCAAAUUAACCCGACUAUUACAAGAUUCACUAGGUGGAAAUUCUAAAACUGCUAUGAUAGCAAAUAUAUCACCAGCCGAUUACAAUUUUGAUGAGUCAUUGAGCACAUUAAGAUAUGCGAAUCGGGCAAAAAAUAUAAAGAAUAAAGCGAAGAUAAAUGAAGAUCCAAAAGAUGCAAUGCUACGUCAAUUCCAAAAAAAAAUUGAACAACUCCGUAAACAGUUGGAAGAAGGUGGCAUAGCUUCAGACCCAACAAAUGCAGAUGAACAAGUUAGUGAUGAUGAAAAUGGUACAAUUGAUCACAACGAUCAAGAAAACAGAUUGAAGAAGUCAAAAGGAAAAACAGUAAAACUGAGUAAACAAAAAAUGGCUGAAAUUCAACGUAUGAUUGAAGCUGACAGACGUAAGUUAGAAGAAGAGAAAGAUAUGGCUAUAGAGGAACGAAACCGUAUUCAGAAACAUCUUGAAACCAAAGAAAACGAACUACGACAAGUUGAAGUAACUCGUAAUAAUUUAACAAAACGCAUGGAAGCAUUACAAAGUCGUAUCAUUGUUGGCGGUGAAAAUUUAUUAGAAAAAGCUGAAAUACAAGAAAAAUUAUUAGAAAAAUCAGCAAUUGAAUUACAAAAACAACAAUUACGUGCAGAACAAUUACAUCAAAAAUUAAAAGAAAAAGAAGAAGAACGUAUUAAUAUUGAAGAAAAAUAUAAUAAUCUGCAGGAAGAAGCUGCCGGAAAGCGUAAAAAACUACGUAAAUUAAGUACAAUAUAUUUGCAAGCCAAGUCAGAACUUGAAGAUAUGAAAAAUGAACAUGUUCGUGAAAUGGAAGGCUUGGUAGAUAAUAUACGUCAAUUGGAAAGAGAAUUAGCUCGUUAUACUCUAAUCAUCGACCGAUUUAUUCCACAACCAUACCAAGCUCUCAUUGAAGAAAAUGUACAGUGGAACGAGGAUAUAGGUGAAUGGCAAUUAAAAUGCGUAGCAUACACAGGAAAUAAUAUGCGAAAACCUGAAAAGCAAACACCUGAACCUCCGACCGACCUUUCACACGUAUACCUGUCAUACCAUACGGACGUAGGAAAUGCGGAACCUCGCCAGCAGAAAACCAAACUGAACAAGAAAUAAAACCUUUUCCCUACAGCCGCUUUUCAUUCAUUUCCACACACCUAUCAUUUUACAUAACCUGGACACAUCUUCACGAACUGAGUAAAUAGACUGCGAAUGCAA